AUGGAAUUGAAAGAAAUCAUAAAAAAAGCAAAACGAGUAGUAGAAAAAUCAGUUGCAAUAUUGAGACCAGAAAUGAGAUUGUGGAAGUCUUUCCUUUUAUCAGAAAAACGAGUAUCAGUUAUGUUCACCAAAAUUGCUUUUCUCAUUGACAAGAAAAAUUGCCAACGAACUUCUUUGAUCAAUAAUCGCAAACAAAAUCCUACAGGAAAACUUCUUGAAGCAUUGGAGUCAAAAGCAAGCUACAAACUCAUUCGUUUGCCCUUUCUCGUUCACCCAACACUGCAACCAACUUGCAGAAACAUUUUUCAUUUCAAUUUUCCAUCUAUUGUUGAAAAUCUGUUCAAAGAGAUUUUGAAUCUCUCAUGUUUUCCUUUAACCAUCACCAUAUUGUUCCAAAAAUUAAAUAAGAGCAAGCUGAGUAACAUUCUGCUCAAGUCACGACAUUUCGUUCGUGAUGCUUCUACUGCUGUUGCUGAUACUGCUGCAUCAUCAAUGGCGACAAGAGAUGCAUUUUUCCCGUGA
This is a messenger RNA of Clunio marinus, 522 nucleotides long. The record is from the annotation of a GenBank genome assembly. NCBI's taxonomy places the organism in Eukaryota, Metazoa, Arthropoda, Insecta, Diptera, Chironomidae.